AAAAAAGUUUGGAGGUCUCGCUGAGAUCACUCCUCUCCAACUGGUUUCAUACAUGUUUUUUUUCCAUUUGGGGAGGCUUUUAGUUGGAGGUCCACAUCGGAAAUCAGUGUCCGUCUGAGUGUUUCCUCGGCUGUGAUUUCUCCAGUUUCUUUUUCUUUUCUUUUUUUUUUUUGUCCUGCAGGAAUACAGAGAGAAACAGGGAGAGAGAGAGCGAAAGAGAGAGAGAGAGAGGGGGAAACGGUCUGGCUGCUUGAAGAUUUGUUGCGACACCAAAACUUUGGCGACAUGAGCGCGCACGGCGGCGCGCCUCCGGCCGGGCAACAGAUCGUGCACGUCCGCGGGGACUCCCAGACGGAGCUGGAGGCCCUCUUCAGCGCUGUGAUGAACCCCAGCAAGGCGGCCAGACAGCCGUCCUCUCUGCCCAUGAGGAUGAGGAACCUGCCGGACUCCUUCUUCAGGCAGCCAGACUCCCGGGGCCACUCCAGACAAGCCAGUUCGGAUGGAGGUGUGUGCGGCUCCCUCACUCCUCAUCACGUCCGUGCCCAUUCCUCCCCUGCCUCCCUCCCAGUCAACUCCCUCUCCACUCAAGCAGCAGAUGCGACGCCGAUCAUAACUGACGACGUUCCACUCCCCCACGGCUGGGAGAUGGCAAAAACGCCUACUGGCCAGCGUUACUUCCUCAAUCACCUGGAUAAGACAACCACUUGGCACGACCCCCGACUUUCGCAGCUUCAGUCGGCUGCAGCUCAGCAUCCUAUCUCUGGCACUCCGGUCCACGCCCACUCCCUCAGCAACCCAGCGCCCACUACGCAACCACAAAACAUCAAUCCAGAGACAGGUCCACUGCCUGAAGGCUGGGAGCAGGCUGUGACUGCAGAUGGAGAGGUGUACUACAUCGAUCACAUAAAUAAGACCACCGCAUGGGUCGACCCGCGUCUAGCCCAGAAGAUGAACCCUGGCAUCCUUGGCUUGGCACUGCAGCAAAGGCAGGAAAACGAAAGGCUCAGAUGCAAACAACAAGGCCUCCCUCCACAACUCACACCACAGGAGGCAGGAGGAAGGAACCAGAUGCCCGGCGGGAUGGACCAUGACAGGAACGCACAGACGCUUGUUCCGUCUCUAGAUGUCAGGAUCAGAGGCUCAAACCACGAACCUACACUUAAUGGCGCUCACUCUCGCAACGAAAGCACUGACAGCGGUCUGAGCGUCAGCAGCUUACCCCGCACGUCGGACCACAUGUUGAGCUCUGUGGAUCACAUGGACACUGGUGACUCUGCCGACAUCUCCGCGAUGACCUUACAGGACUCGAUGCCUGUGCUCCCGAUGUCGGAGGGUGAAGAGCUAAUGCCCUGCAUCCCCGAGGGUCUCAGUUCAGACCUUCUGAUGGACAUGGAGACAGUUCUCUCUGGGUCGCACAUGGACAGAGACAGCCUGCUCACCUGGCUAUAGACACACCCAGCACACUGCCCAAACAUGUUUUGACAUCAAAUCUUCGUACCGUGACUGAGAAUUCUGGAGAAUCAAAAGUGGAAGAGAACAACAUAACUGAGAGAACGUGCUACUGUUGUGUGAUGGAUACCUAACACUACUCGCACCCUGAGGAAAGACAAAACUCUGACUCUCACAGAGGGUGGUAAGCUGCUGGUAUUCUCCUCUUUUUGGGCCUGGUUUUACACAGAUGCUCCUUUCUUUUUAGUCAUCAACCUUAUAUGAUGCUCUGCACGUCUCUGACAGAGUGCACCAUAGCUAAUUUUAGAGGACAGAUUUAUUUUAUUAUCCCUACCUGGGUAAUAGUGUUUGCAUAAAAUGUUUAAAAACUGUGUCAUGUCAAUUAAGUUUGCAUGUAGCAGUUACAUAAAUGCAAGGAGACUUGUUAAAAUAACAUAGAAGUUGUAGUAAAGUAACAAAGUAUCAUAUCCACAUCCCUUCAUAUAGCCUGUGGGAUAAAAGAGCAGCAUCUAGUGCUACUACCUCUAAGCAGCCUGUAAUUUGUUAUUUGUAAUGCACAUGCUCACAGUUGUCCAAACCAAGAGAGAGCAAGAGAUGAAUCAAAGAAUGUACUUGGAUAAACAUUACAUUGGUUGUCCCUGCUAAAAAAAAAAAAGAAAAAGAAAAUCAUUCAUCAAAGCUCCUACCACUGCUACACAGAAACAUCUGGGUGGAGAGGACGCACCCUUGUGGUAAACCUGUAGAAGAAUAAGAACACUAACAAGAAUCCUUUUCACUUUGAAAUGUAAGACUCAAAAAAGACUUCAGGAAAUCCCCGUUAUACAGCCUUGCUAUAUAUACAUAUAUAAAAAUCACUUAUUUCAAAUUACUCAUUCAGGUUUUGUUAAAUCUUUCAUGGGAUUGCAUUUUAUGGUUAAGUGUUCAUUUUGUCCACUCCAGCAUUGAAUAUAAGCUUCACAAAUGUAGUAUUUAUUGGAGGUUUGUUUUAUUGGAUUGCAUUAAAUUGUACAGUUUUAAUGUUAUGUCCACCGCUUGUUUUAAGAAAGUCUCAGCCAAGUUUUUAAGUUUCAUCUACGCUUUUCAGAUGCACUUUUCUUACCAUUUUCAGGCAUCCAUUGUUUUUCCAGACUCUUGAAACUUGCUUGAGUUAUGUAAUCACUCACUGUGAACAUCAAGUCUGCAGUAUUUCUUCAUCAUUGUGGCAUGGUGCAAAUUAAUUUGAGGAGUUCAUGCCGCAUUACCACACAGUGAUGACAUAACACUGAAAGAAAAUAAUGAACACUUGAUGUUGACUGUAUCUUCAUCAGGAUGGUGUCUGAGGCUGUUUAGGGUUUCCUGUAUAUACAGUUCAUUGAUCAGUCAUCACCAUAGAUACAUGUAUACAAAACCACAUUAUCAUCAUAAUUAUCUUAAAAAAACAAUUUACAAAAAUAUUAUUAUUCUUUGUUGAUACAAAAAUUUCAAGAGGAAUAUAAAUGAACAUGCAUACAUUAGUGUAUUGUUAUAAUAAUCUGUUUUCUUGAUAAUAGUGAGUAUUCUUUAGCAAAUAUAGUCUUUCAUUUUAACCCAUUAAUGGGUAAAACGGUUGCAUAUGAAUGUUUAAAUACAAUUCUGUGUCUUUUUUUUAACCUAAUUCAAAGCACAGUAAUCUCAAAUCCCUUUUGUCAUCUCACGAAUUAAAAAAGUCAGUCUACGGAAUUUCACAACAGAAGCAAGUUUUAAGAUCCUGCUAAUAGAUUUUAAAGUUGUUUGGACAUGUAUGGAUUAGAUGCGUGGAACACUAGAAAAAAUGUGUCAAUUUCUAAAGCAGGGCAGCACAGUUUGCGAGAUAGUUAGCGAUGUAAAAUGCAUUUGAUUUGUAAAUAGUCUAAAACAUGUCAAAUCCCUUGUAUAACCCUUUAAAAACAAUCCUGGACGGUGCCAUUAAGAUCAAAGCUUGCUACCUUUCUGUAGAGUUAUUAUUUCUUCUGUCUGUGGCUCAAGCUGACCACUCUGAAAGAGUUGUUUUAUGAAAAUAUUGUGCUUUGAAAAUGGACUCUGGGCCCAUUUAGAGAGUCAUGGGAUAAGUCAAGAACCCUCAGAAAAGCAACAUACUAAUUGCAGAUGCUGUGUUCCUGGUCUGUUUAGUUCUAACUGCAAGUGCUAUUACAGGAUCUAAUACAGAAGGCAGUCGUCACUAAGCGGAGCUCUUUAUUCUGAUUAUUUAGUUAAGCUAUAUAAUAAGUAUAUAAUCUGUUUUUUUUAUCCAGUUGUUGUUUUUGCAGUGUGUUUCAUAUUUUUUCUGAAUUUGAAGCUGUUAUUUUAUUAUUGAUGAGAGCAUUUCUUCUAACCAGCUUCCUUUUUAUAUACACAGUUCAUUCACAACAUCCCCAAAUAGAGCCAAGUCACCUAAUCUUUUUUUUAAAUUAAAGUACCGUAAAGUAGCGCAACAUACUGUUCAUACACAUAAUGCAACACACUACCUAGCCUAUUAUUUAUCUUAGCAUGCAUGACACUUGCUAUGAAUGUUACAUAUAAUGAUGUUUAUUAUCCUAUUUACAGAGAGUUUGGAGGCAAUCAUGUGUUUUGUACGUUUUUAUGCAUGUGCUUUAUAUAAAUAUAUUUCUUAUUAUUCUUACUGUAAUCAUUUUAAAGGAGUUUGUGUUUAAUAAACGUUUAAAUACACCUGGCAAGUAGUAAUUUCUAGUUAUGUGUCUGGUGUGGAUUGUUUCAUGGUAUGACUGUAAAACUAAACCUCAUUGCCUUUACUGGAUGUGUUUGUAUUUCUAUUAGCCUAACAUGUUAAUUUAACUCCAGAUUUGUGUUGUAAAUGUAGUAUGUUAGGUUGCAUACUGCAGCAUACAUACUAUCAUACUGUAGUUUAAGUAUACUGUUAUAAAAUGUUUUUUUGGUAUAUGCGAAUACUAAAUCAAACCAAUGAAGAAAUUACUUAAUUUAAUUUAGUGAAUUGGAUGUAGUACUAACCUCAACAUAAUUAUCACACAAUCACAUGUACUGGUAUACAUAUUUCAUUAUACAUUUGAAAGCUUGUAGAUCAGCCCUUGAACAACAUUUUAGGCUGUAGGUGUUUCCAGGAGAUGGAGUGUCUCUCUUUGUAACAAUAAACUGAACUAAAGUCAA
This is a messenger RNA of Micropterus dolomieu (smallmouth bass), 4569 nucleotides long. RefSeq names its product transcriptional coactivator YAP1-like. The coding region runs from base 286 to 1449 and encodes 387 amino acids. Lineage: Eukaryota; Metazoa; Chordata; Actinopteri; Centrarchiformes; Centrarchidae. The transcript is spliced from 9 exons. Gene Ontology annotation, molecular function: transcription corepressor activity; protein binding; transcription coactivator activity. Gene Ontology annotation, cellular component: cytoplasm; nucleus. Gene Ontology annotation, biological process: positive regulation of transcription by RNA polymerase II; hippo signaling. The record is from RefSeq and is a predicted model, not a curated record.